AUGCCGGAUGAGACAAGCUGCCAGCUGCACUCGAAUGAGCUUGUACUCAGGGAAGUUUUCCAGAACUUGGACGGCAAAACUAGUGGACCCGGAUCAUUCACGGGGCCGUUGGGCAAGGCAGCCGGCGCCUCCGUGCACCGUCUUUCUCUCGUGAAGUUCCGACCGGUGAGCGGCCCAGAGCUGGAUCUGCCGGACAACAUCAUCGCCGACCUCAGCAGCGACAAACUCCUGCUGUAUCAGCUCACCAGAGCCGUGCGGACGGGCAACAUCUCCGUUAAGAAGGCCUGCAAGAAAAUCGGUCCCCUGAACCAUUCGAGAGUAGCAGGUGCGCCACUGGACUCCAACGCCGACGAGCCGCCGGCCGCAGCGGGCGGACUCCAGGGUUCCAGCGCCGACGAGCUGACGGCCGUAGCGAGCGCGCUCCAGGAUUCACGCACCGACGAGCCGCCGGCCGCAGCAGGCGCGCUACUGGACUCCAGCGCCGACGAGCCGCCGGCCGGAGCGGGCCGGCUCCAAGAUCCACGCACCGACGAGCCGCGGGCCGCCGCGGCCGGCCUCCAUACGGAGGACGACACAACAUCACCGUUCAGAGUGUUAAUGGAAACAGACGAUACUGAACUGGGGCCGGACGCGGCAGGCGACGUACGCUGUGUUGCGCUGGGCAAAACAGUCCAAGAUGCUGGUAGCGGGUGAAAUACGCAGCUGCUCGUCGUCUCCUAGAGCGCCGCGGACGCCGUGGACUGCGCCAUCAAAGUCGACGAAAAGUCGGCUCCAGCAGCCGACCGUCUCAAACUACUCGGAGCCACCCCCUCAACCUGCUCCUUCACUUCGGGGCCCAUUGCCGCAGUCUCCGCUCCCGAGUGCGCCCGGGAUCCAGCAGCUUCGCAAGCUGACAGCGCGGGGCUGGGGACUAGAGGAACGACAGCUCUGCGCUGUAGCGUCUGGAUACGUCCGUGGAGUGCUGGUGCACGCGGCCGCCACCUGGCUCCUGGUGACGCCACAAUCCCACGUGGAACUUCUCCAGAGGGAGAUGCGGGCGGUGACCCGUAUAUCACCGGCUGCCCCUUGUUUACCCCCAGCCCACGCAGUGACGGCGGAGUCCGGACUGAUGCCGGUGCCCGCUGGCCGCCCGGCGAGACGUGCUGGUAGCGAAGCUCUUCGCCAAGGCGCACGCGCUCCCCGAGGGCAAGCCCUCAGGACUAUCGCGGAAGAUGGGCCGCCCAGCCGACUGAAGUCGAUGACGGGCUGGCGUGGGGUGGGGCACGAAACCUGGCGAGCGGCUGGGAUCGCCCUGCCGCUCGACCCCGCUGGUUGCAUGCCAGUGCUCCGCCGAGGGAGGUGGCCGCCUUCCCAGACUUCACCUUCAGGCUGGACAUCGGGACACUGCAGCGCGACGCCUCGGCUGAUGAACUACACCUGGCGGCACAGCGACACUUGGCCACCCUCCCCAGCAAGCCAUCAGGGUAUGAACUGACGCAUCGGCGGAAGCGGGAGUCCGCAGCGGAGAAGCCUUCGUGGAGUGUACACGGGUGUGGGAAAUGAAUGCUAAGUGUAUCCAAAUUGAAGGCACUGCUCUCGAAUGAUAUAAAUACUAGAGAUGUCAAUCGGAUGCCAAUU
Amphibalanus amphitrite is the source of this 1617-nucleotide messenger RNA. RefSeq lists its product as uncharacterized. The record is from RefSeq and is a predicted model, not a curated record. Bases 1 to 693 code for a protein of 230 amino acids. Lineage: Eukaryota; Metazoa; Arthropoda; Thecostraca; Balanomorpha; Balanidae. The transcript is spliced from 3 exons.